GUCCGCCGUCCAUUCAUUUUUCUUUUAUAUUUCAUCUCUCGCUCCGCCUUCCUCGAGUCUUCUCCACCAGGAAAAACUGAGAAGACGCAGAGGGAAAAAGUCUAAUUUUUUGGGGUUUUUUUUAUCCCUUAGUUUUGAUCGGCGUUGACAUUGGUAUUGUGGGUAAGUUUCAUAGGACAAAUUGGAGAUUAAGAUUUGUUGGGUUCGUAAAUUUUGGCUGAUUUCAUGCUCCAAUUGUGUUCACUCCAUUUUGGUUUCAAACAGAUCUGAAGUUUCUUGUCAAUUUCAACUCUCAGUCCACCAAAUUGGUGCAUUUUUGGCAUUUCAACCCGUCCGGCGAUCUCUCCGGACUUUUCUGACUCAGAAUCAUAGAUUCACGGGUUGAUUUUUCUUUCCUCGUUCGGCAUUGAAGUAAGAAAGGUUUUAGAGAGAGAAAAAGUUUCUCUUUCUUUUUCUCUCUCUAGAUAUACACAGUUGAUCCACAGUGAUUGGCUCGUGUAAUGCUGCUUCGGAUGUUUUUUGUCCGGUGGACAUAAGUUGGGUAUAGAGUCAUUGGUCUGAUCUGAACAACUUUACUUCAACUCAACCGUUCGAUUGGAAACUUUUCCUAUAGAGUUCUCUGACAAAGAAACCCAAAAUGAUGAGAAUGAAGACCAUGACGACAGGGCUGUCAACGAUAAAUGGUAGCUCAGGCGGUGCUGACAGUGGAAGAAACGCCGGAGGCGGCGGCGGCCGCGAUAAUGGUCGUGAGUGGGAGAUGAGACCAGGAGGAAUGCUGGUUCAGAAGCGAGGCCCAGAUUCAGAUCACAACCGUGUCCCACCACCACCCACCAUUAGAGUCCGAGUCAAAUACGGGUCGACUUACCACGAAAUCAACAUUAGCUCUCAAGCCACCUUUGGGGAGUUGAAGAAGAUGCUAACAGGGCCAACAGGGUUGCACCACCAAGAUCAGAAGUUGCUGUUCAAGGAUAAAGAGAGAGACUCAAAAACAUUUCUUGAUGUUGUGGGUGUUAAGGACAAAUCCAAGAUUGUUCUUGUAGAGGACCCAAUUAGCCAAGAGAAACGCUUCCUUGAGAUGAGAAGGAAUGCCAAGUUGGAGAAGGCUGCAAAAUCAGUUUCCGAAAUUAGCUUGGAGGUUGAUAGGCUAGCAGGGCAGGUAUCGGCUCUUGAAACGGUCAUCUCUAGAGGUGGAAAAGUUGCAGAGAACGAAAUGCUGAAGCUGACUGAGUUGUUGAUGAAUCAAUUGGUUAAAUUGGAUGGCAUUUAUACCGAUGGAGAUGUAAAAUUGCAAAGGAAAAUGCAGGUGAAAAGAGUGCAAAAGUAUGUUGAAACGCUUGAUAUGUUGAAGAUCAAAAACUCCACACCAAGCAGCAAUGGAAACCACAUUCCAAUGCAACAGCAGCAGAAGCCAUCAGCAAUUCAGCAGCAGCAACAACAACAACAAAAGCAUUCAAAUGGGCAUACCCCAUCACCAAUUCAUCAGCAGCAAGCGAGGCACUCAUUCGGGAUUUUGCCAACAACACCACAGCAGCAUCAGCAGGUGCCACAAAGGCACUCAACAUCGGGGCCGGUAGUAAUAACCACGCAAUGGGAAACUUUUGAUUCUGCGCCAGCCCCAUUGCCGGCGCAGCCUUCAACUUCCACAACUGCAUCAAGUACCAAUUCAAUACAUCCUAAAUUCAAUUGGGAUUUGCUUUGAGUAAGUAGAAGACCAAGUAUCUGUGCUAGUGUGUGAAUGUGUGUCUUGGAUUUUAUUUUAAGUUGGUUUGGUAACAAUUUUUCCAUUCUUUUCUGUAUCUAGAGUUUUGUUAGCUACCCCUUUAUAUGUCAUUCACUUCAAAAUAAGAGGGGUUAGUACAGUGGUGAUUGAUAUCACCUUGUUUCUUUUCUUCUGUCCUUCUAUCCUGAAGUCAUUCCCCAUUUGUCUUGUUUCUGUUGUAUCUGUGUAGAUUGUUACUUCAAUUAGGUUUUUUAAUGAAGCAGAACUGCAUUGUUUACCCCAGAAAUCUGAUUUGAAGAAGGUUGAAGCCUUGUCCUGUCUCUCUUGUUAAUUCAGAACGAUAAUACUUUUGGGUUCUUCUCGAUUUUGAUUAAUAA
Ilex paraguariensis (yerba mate) is the source of this 2097-nucleotide messenger RNA. Lineage: Eukaryota; Viridiplantae; Streptophyta; Magnoliopsida; Aquifoliales; Aquifoliaceae. The record is from the annotation of a GenBank genome assembly.